GUUUGAGUUUUGACCGGCGUCACCGGCAGAACAUAGGUGAAGGUAAAUCGAAGUAAUUCCUAACGUACAAAAAAUAUACUCCUUAAAUAGUUAGACACGGAGUAUAAGAGAUUCGUCGCCGAGCGAUUAUUUGCCGCCUGAGAGAGUAAGAUACAGAUGGAGGCAACUACGGCGCCGGCGGGUAUAUACAAUAAUGGAGAUCAGCAGAGAGGCGCCGGAGGGAAGUUCAAGAAGCCUUCGUCUAGGAAACCUCCUGCUAGUCCCUACGCUCGACCCCUGGCUGCACCCAUGAAUAAGUCUGGCCGCGGCGGUUGGUUAGCGAAACUCGUUGACCCGGCCUUCCGUCUGAUCUCAGGCAGCGCCACUAGGAUUAUGCCUUCAUUCUUCUCCAAUCCGCCUUCCAAUGCUCUCCCACUUCUUCCUAUCACCCAAAGCAACGAUACAGAAAAUGAGGAGUUUAUACAGAGUGCAAAGGAUGAAGAGAAGUGCAGUUCUAGUUCUGCAAUCAAAUCUACUGAAAGAAUGGAUGCCAAUAAAGUUUCAGAGCAAGAGAAAGGAAUGUGUGAAGAUGGAAAGCUGGGGCAAGAUAUGCUGAAGAGCUCUCCUGAUGAUUCCAAGAUUUCCAGAAUUGAGCAGCUAUUGAAAGGGAAAUCAUUUUCUAGGGAAGAAAUAGUCCGUUUGACUGAACUUUUGAAAUCGAAGGCUACUGAAGAUCUAGAAGAGGGUGAACCAAGCAUGACGAUAUCAGGAAGGGACACUAAAGGAGUUCUUUUGUUGCGUGCCACACCAAAAAAAUCAACUGAAAGAAGACAGGAAGUUGUGAACAGAGCUCAAUUUGGACCAUUGACACCUCUGCCCCAAACAAAUGUGCAAGAUGAAAUUGGUGCAUCACCCAUUGAUGUUGCGAGAGCAUUUAUGGGAAGCCGAAUGUCAGAUCAAAGCCCUAGCCAUCGUAGUUUUCUUACCAAGGGUGAACGGGACCCAGAAAAUGCAUAUCAAUCAUUUUUUCCAUCACCUUUACCUAAACCUUCCCCAUGUUGGCCCACCAUGGUGUCAGACCAUCAUCAGGGCCUUACUACUCCACAGAAUCAGAGAAGCAGAUAUGGCCUCCAUGACUUUCCUAGGACUCCAUAUUCUAGAACUUUACUAUCAAAAUCUAGAACCAAUAGCAGGUGCCUUGACCUUUCUGUAAAGUCUUCUCAACAAUCUCCCAUGUCAACUUGUGGGCAGGAAAGGGCAAAGUCUGACAUGUUUGACCACAGUUAUGGAUCAGUUGGACCUAUCAGGAGAUCACGCAAUAAGCUAGGUUCAGAUUCCCAGUCCAGGAAAUCUAUUUUCUUGAAUCCUUCUAAAGCUGCUUCAGAAAUCGAAAAAUCACUUGUUCCUAAAACAUUCUUACCUUCUCUGGGAAAGAAUAAGGAAGCCAGUCGCCAACUUGAUGAUACUUCAAAGGCUGGGCCAAAUGAGGCAUGUAGAAUAAUACUAGAGCACAUUAACAGGCACAAGCCAACGCCUAAAGAGAAGGCAUAUGAACUGAAUCUGGCUACUUCUUAUGCAAGGCCAACUGAGAGUUCCGAACUUUCACAUUCUCAAAUCCUAAACACGACUGAGUCAGUGACAACAAACUCUUUGAAGGACAAAAAUAGCGAGGAUGGGAUCCUCCAGAGGAAUUCCUUUGAAAAUAGUUUAGGUGUAUCUAAUUCCAAUGGGGGGCCUCCAUUGUUCUCAAAGGCUGAAUCACAAACGAAUAUUUUCUCUCCUCCUACUAGUGGUCCGAGUUCGUACCAGAAUUCACUAGAAACAAACAUUGUGCCAAGAGGGACCCCACAAAAUUGGUCUUUUCAACAACAGAGUAAUGGCCAGAACGUCUCCACCAAGCCAGAGAAUAAAUUACCAGCACCUGCUUCAGGAACGAAACCCACUUUGCUGGCCAUCAGUAUAAGCAAGCCCGACCAUAGACACAGCGUCAUUUCAGAUAAUACACCCACUGGAUUCACCUUUCCCGUUCCUGCCUCAAACGGUGCGCUCUCUGAACCGCCGCCGACACCCUCGAUGCCAUCAUCAGCUGCAAAGAUUGUGCCAUGUCUGGAUGAGCCGUCCGGUGACAUUCCUUGUUACAGCUUUGGCACAGAAAAAUCCUCGCGGAGACUUGUUUUCUCUUUCCCAUCUACGGAUGCUUCUGUCCCUGCAGAUGCACCUGAUAUUAAGUUCAACUUUGGGCAGAUGGAUGGGAAGAGGAGGUUCUGUUUUAGUACUGUAGGUAAAGCUGUUUGUUAGAAUUUCACUUUUUUCUUUUCUUCAGUUAACCUGAUAUACUAGGUGUCUUGCUUUUCAUUUCUUUCUAUGGUCAAUAAUUCUUGUACAAUAGUGCAACCAUUAAAUGCAUUGUUCUGUAUGUCCUUUUUUUAGAAAUGUCUCCAGUGGUUGUAAAUUUGUCCAUUCACGUUACUAGUUAUAGCUGAACUCAAUCCAUUUAUAUUGAAGUACGAUAGUAUAUAUAUUGAAUUGGUGGUUUUUAUAGGAUAACUAGUACGGUACAUUUA
This is a messenger RNA of Cuscuta europaea, 2543 nucleotides long. Lineage: Eukaryota; Viridiplantae; Streptophyta; Magnoliopsida; Solanales; Convolvulaceae. The record is from the annotation of a GenBank genome assembly.